AGUGGCAGAUGAUGAUGAUGAUGAUGAGGAUGAUGAGGAUGAUGAUGGCGGCGGUGUUUCUCCUGUGCGGCGACUUUAACAGCUGAACGCGGAAGAGGAGGAGAAUUUAGAGCUGACGAGUUUUUAUUUGAAUAAUAAUAUUUAUUUAAAUCAGACGGAGAGGUGAGUUUACACCGACUGACGACUUGCAGGUGAAAACGAGACGCAGGAAUCUUCGCUCCACGUUCACGCCGAUGAACAGAGAAAUGAAUAACUCGUCCAUGAGCUCUCCUCUGAGCUUUUAAAGACGUCCUUUAAAUAAAAACAUGUCUGAGUGUGUCAGGGGCUGAGCAGAUCGAUGAGUAGAUGAUCAGGUUAAUAAGAUCUCGGAUCUCACAGCGUGACUGGACGGAGGACGGAGAGAUGUCCAGGUGACGCUGAUUGUUUCUCCUGAUCAGUGUAGUUUAAUGAGUCGAGACUCGGGACAGUCCACACUGCCACACCAGUCACACGCCGACUUUCUGUAACCGUCCUGUUAGCCGCGAGAGCAUGGCGGAGCCCGCGUCGGACCCCGACGGAGUCGUGCGUGAAGAGAAAGAGACGAGCGAAAAUAACAAAACGAGCAGCCGAAGAGACGACGACAACGGAAAGACGUCCACCGAGACGCCACCGUCUCACACAAGCACAACCUGCUCGGACAGCGAGGACGCCAGCGCCGUGAGCAGCAGGAGCCUUUCCGAGAGGGAGGAUUCGGAGAUCACGUCGUCCGUGAGCAGCGCCGUGGACGAGACGCCGUCUCUGUCCACGCUGAACGGCGUGUCCGCGUCCACGGAUGAACCUCAGACGUCUGUGAGGUCGGCGCUGGACGGCGAGGAUGAGGCGGAGGCGGAUCGGGCGCCGUCGUGGAGCGACGAUGUGAUGAGUGUAGAGGCGGGACAGGCUGCAGGGUCGACGCCUCCUUCAGUACCGCCUUCAGUACCGCCUUCAGGACCAUCAUCUGCCCCGCCCUCAGUACAGGAGCAUUACUACGUCAAGUGGAUCACAUGGAAAGGGGAAAAGACCCCCAUCAUCACGCAGAGCGAAAACGGCCCCUGCCCCCUGCUGGCCAUCAUGAACAUCCUCUUCCUCAGGUGGAAGGCGAAGUUACCCGCCCAGACUGAGGUCAUCACCAUCGAAGAGCUCAUGGCUCACCUCGGUGAGUGUGUGCUGUCCAUUCAGCCGAGAGAGAAGGCCGAGGGCAUGGAGCUCAAUUUUCAGCAGAACAUGAGUGAUGCCAUGGCCGUGCUGCCGAAGUUAUCGACGGGUCUGGACGUGAACGUGCGCUUUACGGGCGUGACGGAUUUCGAGUACACGCCCGAGUGCAUCGUGUUCGAUUUACUCAACAUUCCGCUGUAUCACGGCUGGCUGGUGGAUCCACAGAGCCCAGAGAUGGCGUCUGCGGUGGGGAAGCUGAGCUACAACCAGCUGGUGGAGAAGAUCAUCAUCUACAAACACUCAUCAGACAGCAGCCGAGUGAGCGAAGGUCUGAUAGCGGAGCAGUUUUUGGAGUCGACGGCCACCCAGCUGUCGUAUCACGGUCUGUGUGAGCUCAACACCACCGCCAAGGAGGGAGAGCUGUGUGUGUUCUUCAGGAACAACCACUUCAGCACCAUGAUCAAGCACAAGGGUCACCUGUACCUGCUGGUGACGGAUCAGGGCUUCCUGCAGGAAGACACUGUGGUGUGGGAGAGUCUCCAUAACGUGGAAGGAGACGGGAAUUUCUGUGACUCGGAAUUCCGACUGUGCCAUCCCUCCCAGAAGAGCGCGAGCAGGCCGACGGCGCAGCAGCAGCAGAUGCAGAUCGAUCAGGACUACCUGGUGGCCAUGUCUCUGCAGCAGAGUCAGGGUGAAGCUCCUGGACCUCUGAGUGAUCUGGAGUUAGCGAGACAGUUACAGCAGGAAGAAUAUCAACAACCUCAACAACCUCCACACACCUCCGGUGAACAGACGAGAGGACAGGCGUCUCAUCACGGAGGACGGAGACGGCAGGGCGAGAAGAAGAACGACUCGGACUGUUGCAUCCUAUAAGUUAGGAAAACACACACACACACACACACACACACACAAAAACGUUUAUAUGCAACUGUACCAGAAGACGCCGAUGCCACGAAUGAGUCUGAAAACGUCCGUGUCAUUUUAUCUCCAGGGAAUGUUUUGUUGAAAAAUUAAAUGUCCACAAGUGUAGAAGAUCAGCCGAGACAUGAGAGUGUAUGUGUGUGUGUGUGAGAGAGAGAGAGAGACAUCUGCUUCUUUAGCUUUGCACUGGAGCUACCAUGCUAAUGUAGCUAACAUGUUGUGGAAGUCUGUCUCACCUCUGUUAAAGGUCCAGUAGCCAAAAUGAAGUGUAUCUGAGCUCUAAAUGUCUCGUUAAACAACCGCAGUGACAAACAUCCAAUUAUUUUAUAACAGUCGAUUAAAUAUUGCCAUAACUCUACAGUGUCAUGUUUUAUGUUUUACACUGAACUGCAAAGAGAGAUGUAGCGAAGCAAAAAUAAAAUGCACAACAUUCAGAUUCGGUCCAGUUACGCGUACAGUACUGUGCAAAAGUCUUGGCACCCUUUUGUAAAAUACAAAGUGUAAUAGAUUUGUGUUUUAUGACUUCUACAUUAUCGAGUCAUUAUAGUUUUCCAGCACAAAAUGAAAUGUUCCAGAAAAAUGUUUGUAUGUCAGUAAAGAAAGCAGCAGAUUCCAUAAGAGACACUUUUCAGAUAAAAACAUAAUGAAGGCUGCUGGGUUUCGCUGCAGAAAUAAGAAGCGAGUCGACAGUCAAAGUCUCCAGAAGAACUGUGGCUGCUUCUGCAAGAUGCUCAGUAACACUUCCAGCUCAUUUCCUUAUAAAACUGCACACACUGCUCCUACAGCAUUUCUUUGCAUGUGCCUAAGACUUUUGCACCAGAACUGUAAUAUGAUUCAGAUUUGGUUCAGUUACACACAUUAUGAUUUGGAUUUAAUUCAAUUCAGUUACUGAAUCCAGUUCAUAAAAUUCAGUUCACUUACAUGCACCAUGAUUCAGAUUCGGUUCAGAUACAUGCACUGUGAUUCGGAUUUCAUGCAGGUACACACCCCACGAUUCAGAUUCAGUUCCUUUACACACACACACACACACACACACACACACACGCACAAGAUUCAGAUUUGGUUCAGUUGCACAUACUAUGAUUCAGAUUUAGUUCUGUUUAAAGGAACAUGCACUGUGAUUCAGAUUUGAUUCAGUUUGGAUUCAUUUCAGUUACUCACCCCAAGAUUCGGACUCCUUUCAGAUUGGGUUCAGAUACGUACUCCGUGAUUCAGAUUGGGUUCAGAUACGUACUCCGUGAUUCAGAUUGGGUUCAGAUACGUACAUCACGAUUCAGAUUGGGUUCAGAUACGUACUCCGUGAUUCAGAUUGGGUUCAGAUACGUACUCCGUGAUUCAGAUUGGGUUCAGAUACGUACUCCAUGAUUCAGAUUGGGUUCAGAUACGUACUCCGUGAUUCAGAUUGGGUUCAGAUACGUACUCCGUGAUUCAGAUUGGGUUCAGAUACGUACUCCGUGAUUCAGAUUGGGUUCAGAUACGUACUCCGUGAUUCAGAUUGGGUUCAGAUACGUACUCCGUGAUUCAGAUUGGGUUCAGAUACGUACUCCGUGAUUCAGAUUGGGUUCAGAUACGUACUCCGUGAUUCAGAUUGGGUUCAGAUACGUACAUCACGAUUCAGAUUGGGUUCAGAUACGUACUCCGUGAUUCAGAUUGGGUUCAGAUACGUACUCCGUGAUUCAGAUUGGGUUCAGAUAUGUACUCCGUGAUUCAGAUUGGGUUCAGAUAUGUACACUGCGAUUCAGAUUGGAUUCAGAUACGUACACUGCGAUUCAGAUUGGAUUCAGAUACGUACACCGCGAUUCAGAUUGGAUUCAGAUAUGUACACUGCGAUUCAGAUUGGGUUCAGAUAUGUACACUGCGAUUCAGAUUGGGUUCAGAUACGUACACCGCGAUUCAGAUGGGGUUUGAUUUAAUGUGUUAUGAAUUGUAUUCAGUCUGAUCAAAUAAGAUAUGAUUUGUCUUAAAAGAGCUACAUUUUCAUGUGUUUAGAGGAUUUCAGAAAGUGAUUUAUAAAAUGACCUGAAUGUUAAGAACACAAGCGAGUGAACAUGUGAAACGACGCUAAAUUAAAUUUCUCCCAAUAUGAUGCAGUAGGAGUAAAGCUAACGAUGCUACUGAUGCUAAUGAAGGGCUUUCUGUCAAACCUUGUUGUGAUUCUGAGUCUUAAUCAUUUAUCUGCUUUGUAUUUAAUUUGUUAAGAGUAUAUUAUUACAGUAAAUGAAAUUAAAACACUGUCGGAUCAGCGGCGUCUUUGUCACUGUGUAAAUAAAAAACUUUAUGAUUAUUAUUAAAGCUUUUAAUGAAUAAAAUGGUUUUAAAACUGUCA
Molecule: messenger RNA, 4420 nt
Organism: Pangasianodon hypophthalmus (striped catfish)
Lineage: Eukaryota; Metazoa; Chordata; Actinopteri; Siluriformes; Pangasiidae
Gene: mindy1
Product: MINDY lysine 48 deubiquitinase 1
Exons: 10
Coding region: 529-2046 (505 amino acids)
Biological process (GO): protein K48-linked deubiquitination
Cellular component (GO): cell periphery; cytosol
Molecular function (GO): cysteine-type deubiquitinase activity; cysteine-type carboxypeptidase activity; K48-linked deubiquitinase activity
Source: RefSeq, a predicted model, not a curated record